Molecule: messenger RNA, 6939 nt
Organism: Drosophila serrata
Lineage: Eukaryota; Metazoa; Arthropoda; Insecta; Diptera; Drosophilidae
Gene: kek6
Product: kekkon 6
Molecular function (GO): protein binding
Source: RefSeq, a predicted model, not a curated record
UAAAAAAAAAAACCGAGAAAUAUAAACCCCCUAAAAAUAACCGACUGCAGUUUUCGAGCAUCAUUUUUAUUGACAUUCAUCUUAGUCGCCUGUCCGCCUGUCACACUGCCCCCAAAUCCCUGGUUCCCGGAUAACCACCGACUAAGCCCCCGGUACACUCACCCGUCGCCGUCGCCGUCGUCGUCCUCGUCGUGUGUCGCGUGUUGCUAGUGCGUGUGUCCCAUCAAAUCACUGGAUAUAUCAGCCGUACCGACACGCGCGCCGUUUUUUGAUUUUUCGCUUAGCGGCACAAAAAUUGGGUCUCCCCAGAAAAAGAGCAAAAGAAUAAAAAAGUAACCAAAUCGAAAAAAUAUACGCGAAUAUAUACAGUGCAGCUGGGAGGGCUCGUGUCUCCUCUUGGACCCUAUAGGGUCGCCGCCGACUCUAUGUAUAUAUACUGUGUAAUGCAUUUCCAAGAUAUGUAAAUUAUGCCGAAGUUCUAUUGGAAUUUUUGACAACGCCAGUGAAUUUGGUAAACAGUAGCAGCACCAGCAGCAGCAGGAACAGCCAGGAUAAACCAGCAUCGUCCUGCGAAGGAGCUACGACCAAGACAGCUUUGUCUUAGACCGGGUCACAGCCUCAUCCAUCCCGGCUAUUGAAUACUAUUUAAGAAUCUUGAAAAGAAGGAUACCAGCAGCAUCAGCAGCAGCAGUAGCAGCAACGACCAACUUUCCACUCGAAGCAAAUUAAAAGAAAGGAAAAGAAAAGAAAGGACUCCGUGUCGAACUCACAGGACGAUAGAGAGACAGGACGAGGGCAAAAUCAAUACUGGCGAAGUGUGGCCAAAGUGCUGAGUAAUGUGGAGUAAUGGAGACCUUUUUGCUGGCGGCGGCAACAUGAUGUGAAACAUGGCAAUCGAAUCAGCCGAAGCCAUUUAGGGUCAUCAAUUGCCAGGGUCGUGGAAAUCGAAGGAGCGAAGCCAUAUGCACCGCAGCAUGGAGCGUAGGAGGAGCCCAGGGAGCCCAGGGAGCCAAGGGAGCAGGAGCAGGACACCGAUGGCUCUGCCAGUCUGCUGGCUACUCCUUUGCCUGGUGGCCUGGACCUGGGCGGACGACUGGUCGCUGAGCUGCGCCUCCAACUGCACCUGCAAGUGGACCAAUGGCAAGAAGUCGGCCAUCUGUAGCUCCCUGCAGCUGACCACCAUUCCGAACACGCUGAGCACCGAGCUCCAGGUGCUGGUACUCAAUGACAACCACAUUCCGUACCUCAACCGGGAGGAGUUCUCCACGCUGGGCCUGCUGAACCUGCAGAGGAUCUACCUGAAGAAGUCGGAGGUGCACUACAUACACAAGGAGUCGUUUCGCAACCUGAAGAUCCUGGUGGAGAUCGAUUUGUCGGACAACAAGCUGGAGAUGCUCGACAAGGACACAUUCAUGGGCAACGACAGACUGAGGAUCCUGUACCUGAAUGGGAAUCCCCUGAAGCGCUUGGCCGCCUACCAGUUCCCCAUUCUGCCCCACCUGCGGACCCUGGACAUGCACGACUGCCUGAUAUCCUACAUAGACCCCAUGUCGCUGGCCAACCUCAACCUGCUGGAGUUCCUCAACCUGAAGAACAACCUGCUGGAGAGCCUGAGCGAGUACGUGUUCCAGCACAUGGCCAACCUGAAGACCCUGUCGCUGGAGGAGAAUCCCUGGCAGUGCAACUGCAAGCUGCGCAAGUUCCGGGGCUGGUACGUCAACAGCCGCCUCAGCUCGGUGAGCCUGGUGUGCAAGGGACCUCCGGCCCAGAAGGACCGCACCUGGGACAGCGUGGACGACGAGCUGUUCGGGUGUCCUCCCCGAGUGGAGAUCUUCAACAACGAGGAGGUGCAGAACAUAGACAUUGGCAGCAACACCACCUUCAGCUGCCUGGUUUACGGGGAUCCGCUGCCCGAAGUGGCCUGGGAGCUGAAUGGCAAGAUCCUGGACAACGACAACGUGCUGUUCGACACGGAGAGCAUCGCCUCGGACAAGCUGUGGAGCAACCUGACCGUGUUCAACGUGACCAGCCUGGAUGCGGGCACCUACGCCUGCACAGGCUCCAACAGCAUCGGGAGCAUGACCCAGAACAUCAGCAUCUACCUCAGCGAGAUAGUGCAGCAUGUGCUGGAGAAGACGCCGGAGACGUUCUGGUACUUUGGCCUCAUCAUGGGCAUCUUCGGCACCGUCUUCCUCCUGAUAUCCAUAUCCUUCGUGGUCUGCUUGUGCAAGAGGACCACGCGCCAGCAUCGUCAUGCCAACAAGGCGGGCGUCAAGUCCAGCGUGAGCUUCAACGACCAGGAGAAGAAGCUGCUGGACUCGAGUGUCACCACCACCACGAACGAUCGUGGCGACAGCUAUGGCAUCGACAACCAGCCCUCGUCCAUGGGCAUGAACAAGGCGGAGUCGGCAGGAAUGGGCUUCAACCAGAUCGAGAUCCAUGCGGUGGAGAGCCAUCGUCAUGGCAGCAUGUUGCAGCAGCAACAGCAGCAGCAGCAGCAGGUGUCGCGCCAGCAGCUCAUGGCGACGGUGAAGGAUCCCACCUGUGGCGGCAUGAUCAGCGUGCCCACCUCGAUGGCCGGCCAUGCCCAUACGCAUCCCGCCCAGAUAUCCGAGGAGUUUCCGCUGAACGUGGGCGUCUUCCCGCCGCCGCCCGAGUUCUGCUCCAACAUUGUACCGAAUCCCGCCUUCGGUGGCAACAUCUUCAUCCGUGUCUCGGUCACACAGGACAUGCUGGAUGGCGCCGAUCUCAACAUGUAUCCGGAUUUGCUGAAUAUCCCCAAGAGGCUGCAGGACGUGCAGGAGACUGGAGCGGGCACGAUGGCCGUGCCGGAGGGUCAAUUCGCCACGCUGCCCAGGCAUGCGGCCAGGAGGGGAAUCCUGAAAAAGGACUCCUCCCUGCAGCAGCAGUUGCAGAUGCAGCAGCAGCAGCAGCACCAACACCAACACCAGCUCUAUCCCCAUGACGAGAUCGUGACCUACAACCUGGAGACCAGCAGCUAUGAGCCCCACCAGUCGGCGGUGUAUCACGGCAAUGCCAUGGAGCUGCCACCGCCACCGCCGCCGCCCUCGGUCACGGCGGUGGUGCAGUGCCACCACCCGAAUCCCAGCCAAAACGCCGCCCUCUCGGCGGCCAGCUGUGCCAGCUGCAUCAACAAUGGCGGCGUCCCGCCACUGCAGCCGCCGACGAACUCCUCUGGUGCCUGCCAGACGCCACCCAUCGGAGAGGUGACGCCCCUGAGGCCCCUGGACAGCUCCGCUUAUCCCAAGUACGACAACAUGGGUCGCCGGAUCACAGCCAGCGGAGGACUGGGCAGCUCCACACUCUCCCUGCACGACGAGGAGCGGUACGAGAGCGAAACGCUGUUCAAUGAGGCGAAGGAGCAGCCCAGCGGCAUCCCAGACCAGACGCAGGAGCUCCUCCAGCAGCAGCAGCACCAGCAGCAGCAGCAUCAGGAGUCGUCGCAGAGCCAGGAUAAAGGCGGCGGUCCUGGCGAGUUUGUGUCGCUCUAGUAUUACGGAACCCAGGUGUAAAUAGGUCAAUAGAUUCGUGAACAGCCCUCAACCCAACUCAGAAAAAGAUCCCUCGAAAUCCUUGGCAAUCGUUUUGUUCAUAUCAGUUUGAGAAGCGAAAACCACGAAUGCUCUAAACAUUAAAUAAUUAAUGAAGUCAACACUUAAAUAGAGAAGCCAAACAACACACACAAUCUAUUGACUGCCACAGGACCCAAAUAAUUAAUUUAAAAACUGAAGAGCAAUUAAAGCAGAAUCAAAAGGAACUAGGGGAGGGCCUAUUGUGGUUUUCAUUUCCAUGGAUUUUGUUUUAGAAUUCAUUUCUUACUUAAAUUUCAAAAGGGAAAGUAUAGAUCUCUCCGAGUUUCUUAAUAAUUAAUCAUACAAUAAAAUAUAUGAAAAUGAAAACCUUUCAAUAGCUUCCCAUUAAAAUUCAAAUCAAAAUCACUCUCAAUCUUUGAGUGUCUUAAGUUAACAGCAAACAUAAUACUUAUUUUCCAUUCGGAUCGCACUCUCAGACUAGACUCCUCAGCGCAUAUACUUCUUAAUAUAUAUUUAAAUAUAUAUCCGCAUGUAUGUGUACUCCAUUAGAGACCCGUCACUGUCCCGAGCCCUUAUAGCUAGCAUUCCAUAGUUGUCCAACUUGAAGUCUGUAAAUUUAACAAAGAUGUACGAGUAUUCUAGAAGGAAAUAGCGACCAAGAAUGAUCUUCACAAGGUAUAUAGUUCGAGUAUAGUUUAUGGGGUCUCAGAUACGGAGAUCCAUUCCGGGGUGCUAGACUAUGUUGAGGAGCGUUUUAGAGAUCAGACACUGAGUAGGAUUAAAAUCGGAUUAGGACUUGGCCCCAAAAUGUUAGCCAGAUCUAUUAAAUGAAUACAUAUAUAUAUAUACGCCCAUAUAGCCAUCAUCGAUGUAUGUAUAAGGGAUAUACCUUAACUAGUUUUUAGACAUUCCACAGCAUCCCUAACAUAGUUCCUUUUCUCUGUACAUAUGUAAAUGUAUUCCUAAUCGCUUUAGGACUUUUAAAUCAAAAUAAUUUUACACUCACUACCCAGAUAUACAUAUAUAUCAGAGAUCAGUAAAAAGUCGUGCCAAAUGUUUUUAAAAUCUGGUUUUUAGCCUGUUAACCUAUGUAUGUAUUUCGUCAUGACCUGUUAGAGAUCCCAUGUUACCGUAGGAUUACACCAAAGACAAUUCGAGAAAUAGUUUAUUCCAUACGAAUUGUCUCCACACUUAGUACCUAUAUGAUUUGUUUAGUCAAUCUUAAUAAAUAUAUAUAGACCCGUUCCUAUCCUAGCAAAGCCGAAUAAACAUAGAACACACUUUGGUUCGCUCUCUCUCUCUCCAUGGAAAUCCUGCAAGUAGACCAAAACUAAAAACUAAAUGAAAGUACGACAUUAACAUUUACGUAAUACACAUCUAUAACAUAUAAAUAUAUACAUGUACUUGUGUGUAAUCUAAUUGAAUGUAGAGGGAAAAUACCAGAGAUAUAUAUACUACACUAUAUCGAGAGUACGAGAAUGGGGAGAGAUCGCAUUAAAUGAAUUUUUGUGUCUGUAGAAAGUUUCAAAUUCGAGCUUGAUAAAUGUAUAUGUAAGCGAUAGAAGUCAAUAUAAUAAGUACACUUGAAUUCCAUUAACAUGACCACGCCCACAGAGCAUACCUGCCAUACCCAUACCCACACCCACACCCACACCCACACCCACACCCAUACCCAUACCCAUCCCCGUGUGUGUGGAAUAAUUAAACACAUGAAUGCAAUGAAUUACUAUAAUAAUUAUGGGAAAGCAUGCAAGCAAAUAUUUGCACAACUUCACAUGAGAUUUUUAACCCUCCACAGUCCCCCGCUUAACCCGUAGCAUACCCCUUUUUAUUUAUUGUUGUGUUUAAUGUGAGGCGAGCCGAGUGCCGAGCGAAGGGAUUUUUGUAUUUUGGCAUUAUGAACUGAACAGAGAGCAAAUUUGCACACGGCGCACACACAAAACACAGCAAACACACCGAGCAGAAACAAUUCUAGUUGAAAACUGCAUUUUCCCACUUGAUUUUCCCCCACUUUCCCCCGCUGCGUACCUCAUUUUUGACAGCGCAAAUUAAAAUGAUUCAAUCAAGAGCAUAUAACAUAGUAAAUAGUAUUAUUUGUCCGCUCUAAUGGAUGGGUAGAUAACACAUGUACAUAGGCCAUUUUAAUUACAUCAUUCUACUCACGAUAUCGCAAUCUAUAUAUUUUAUUCAUUUUAAAUCGUUUUAACUAAUUAAAAAACCGAGGGGAAACCGCCAAACAGCGCCAAAGCAAAGGACAAGUGUAAACACACGCAAAUAUAUAGAGAGAGAAAGCCCGACUAGAGAAAAUUUAAACUAUGCUUUUAACUACAUUUUCCAUUUGCCAUUUUCCACUUCCCCCUCCACUAGCUGCCUCUCUCGCUUUCCACGCAACUGAUGGAAACGUAACUAUAAUUUUAAUUACUCUGCUUCAAUGCAAAUGGAAAGCACACACAGGAUUCAGGGAUACGGGAUAUGCGGCUGCAGAUACAGAUACUGGCGAAACGUGGAGUGUAUCUGGAUUCGUGCACUGGGAGUAAAGUUGGUUAUGAAAUAUAUUAAAUGCAACAGAAAAUUAUCUUUUAUGUUCCCCAAAAAAUGUACAAUAUAAACUACCAUUAGAACCAUCACUUUGUUCACUUUAUAAAUACAUUACUUAAAUUAUUGAAGGCGUUAAUGUGUCCACAAACAAUUUCUUCUCUAUAAAAUGUAUAAAAUUUUCCUCUAAUUCCAAGCUUAUAAGUUUCUCCCAGUGUACCUGCGUAUCUGAUUCUGUUCCUGCGUGUGGCAUUCAUAGAAAGGCCAACCGAAAAAUGGGAAGCGUUGAACUCGAGUGGCAGAGAAAAAAUUAACUUUUCAUGAACGUUGAGCGAGCAGCGAAAAUAAAUUAAAUACGAAUGAUGAAUAGUAGUAACAAAUUUUGUACCAAACCCCAUUAAAAAGGAGGAAAAAAAGACAGGCAUAUUUUAACUUGAAAUCCAUUGAAUGCUGAAAUUAGCCAAAUUUCUAGGAGCCAUCAUCGCACACCGAGAGAGAUCCAUCACUGCACACUCACUCACACUUGUAUGCCCGUGUAUACGCAUUUAUAAAUACAAAACAUCCUGACAGGACACAGGACACGAAUACAGUUGUCGACAGGAUAGGACAGGACGCCGGACGGAAAAGCAAACAUGACAGAGCGGAAAAUCGAAGGACAGGACAGGACAAACAAGCGAACAUUUAACGAACAAUAUAACCGAGAAUACAUUGUAAUAGCAUUAAUAGAUUGUCAAGCUUUAUUACACACUAUAUUAACAUAGAUGGAAUAAUAAUAAUGAUUAUUAUUGCAAUAAUAAUACGAGUAACAGACCGAACGAACACACACACAAAGAGAGAUAUGAAUAAAUUU